AAUAGAACAGAGUUAUGACCACCGCACAUGUAAAAAGUGUCUCUAAAAUGCAGGUCUCUCUUAAACCUACAUCGAACGGUCACAACUUUUUGCUCGAGCCUCCAGCAGAAGUCGAAUAUUAUUGGUUGAGAGGAACGUGACGUCAUCACCACGCGACCAACCACAGGGUUGGUUCAGAGUUGUCAACCUCAUUUUCAAACUACGAUAAGCUUGAAUUAAGUCCUCAUGGCAACGGAGGGUGUGGAAACGACCAGUGAAGAUGUUCCAGUUCUUGGGAAGGUCAGCACCAGGUUUGACCUGGAGAAGGAGACUGAACUUCGGUUUGAGGUGGAGGCAGGGGAGGCAGCAGAGCAAGUUGAGCUGGAGCUCCUGACAGGAAUGGGUGAGGUGUUUGGCUCAGAGCUGAACCGCAACAAGAAGUACACAUUCGGACCAGGCUCCAAGAUUGCAGUUUUCACCUGGCAAGGCUGCAGCGUGAAUCUUUAUGGAAAACCAGAGGUAGCUUAUGUGUCCAAGGAUACUCCCAUGCUGCUCUACCUGAACACACAUGCUGCCCUGGAACAGAUGAGAAAACAAGCAGAGAGGGACAAUGAGAGGGGGCCGAGGGUGAUGGUCGUGGGACCUACAGAUGUAGGAAAGUCAACAGUGUGCCGCCUGCUAUUAAGCUAUGCUGUAAGGGUGGGCCGGAGGCCAACACUGGUGGAACUGGAUGUUGGUCAGAGUGGGGUGUCUGUACCUGGUACAGUGUCGGCACUCUGCAUUGAGCGCCCAGCAGACGUGGAGGAGGGUUUCUCAGUCCAGGCUCCUUUGGUCUACCACUUUGGCUCAACUACCCCUGGGACCAAUAUCAAACUUUACAAUAAGCUGACAUCAUGCUUAGCAGAGGUGUUUUCCCAGCGCUGUGAGGGGAACAGAAAGGCUAGCGUGGGCGGCUGUAUCAUCAACACCUGCGGUUGGGUGAAGGGCUCUGGCUACCAGGCUCUAGUCCACUGUGCCUCUGCCUUUGAGGUGGAUGUGGUGCUGGUGCUGGACCAUGAGAGACUCUACAAUGAACUCAAACGAGACCUCCCUCACUUUGUCCGGGUUGUGCUCCUACCCAAGUCCGGAGGGGUGGUGGAGCGCUCAAAGGAGUGCAGGAGGGAUACUCGGGAUGAGAAGAUCCGCGAGUAUUUCUACGGCUUCCGUGGACUGACCUUCUACCCUUUCUCCUAUGAAGUGCGUUUCUCAGACGUCCGCAUCUAUAAGAUCGGAGCACCAUCCAUCCCGGACUCCUGCUUGCCCCUGGGAAUGUCUCAGGAUGACACACAGCUAAAGCUUGUGCCUGUAACACCAGGGAGAGACCUCACGUAUCAUGUCUUAAGCGUGAGCAGUGCAGAGGAUGGAGAGGAAGGUGCCAGAAAGGGGAUAGUCGAGAGCCCUGUGUGUGGCUUUAUAGUGGUGACUCAUGUGGACACACAAACACAAGUGAUGAAAGUGCUGUCCCCAGCACCCAGACCACUGCCCAGACACACUCUACUUAUCAUGGACAUCCGCUUCAUGGACAUGAAAUGAAGUGUUACAUGUAAGGGAAGAGCAUUUUGUUGUAAAAUAAGUGGGGGUCUUGUUGGGGAGGAGUUCCGUGAAGAAGACAUUUUGUUUCUUAGUUGCCUCUUUGUAGGGACUAAAAAGAGAAAAGGUUUUAGUUCAGUUUCUGUAAAUUCAACCCCACUGUACUGAUGUUUGAGCAAUUUGUGGCACGGGAGGUUUUUAUCACUGCGGCAAUUAUUUCCUUGAGAUGUUUUAUGAACAUUGUUUUUCUUCUCUUGCGUAAUAAAUGUUUUAAAUGUAAAACAUUUGGUGUCAGAUAUACUCAGUUUAAUCGUUGCAUAUUGUCCUAUUCUACACAUUGCACUGCACAUUGCACUGCACACACUUAAUUUCAUUUGUAUAUGUUUGUUGUUUAACCCUCCUGAUGCCUUCGGGUCAAUUUGACCCGAUUCAAUGUUUAACCCUCCUGUUACCUUUAUAUUUACUGACAUAUUUGACCCCAGCAAUUAAAACCUCCAGAAAAUUAUUAGAAUUAAUAUUGUUUUCCAAGUUUAAGUGUGAGGUACUUUAUGUUUGUUUGUUGACGACCGAAAGAACACCGACAUUAAACAUUGAAUCGGGUCAAAUUGACCCGAAGACAUCAGGAGGGUUAAUGGAUUAGUUAUAAAAAUAUGUGUAUGCUUUUCCUUAAUUACAACUUAAUUAAGUCUUUAUAAUAGGUUCGCUUCACAUUAGGUUUUACUCAAUAUUUACUCAAUAUUUCUACAAAGCCUCCUCCAACAAAGCAAAGUUAUUCUAAAUGUGUCUGAAGUGGGAGACGUGUCCUGUGUUCUGUCAUAUACAUCCUGUAGUGUCUAUGUCUCUUAGGACAUGAGUGAGGCACAGCCCACUAAGGCUUUUUUGCUGUUGUAUUGAAGUUGGACACUAUUUCUUAACAUACAGUAACAAUAUCUCAAAUUGAAACUCA
Molecule: messenger RNA, 2494 nt
Organism: Pseudoliparis swirei
Lineage: Eukaryota; Metazoa; Chordata; Actinopteri; Perciformes; Liparidae
Gene: clp1
Product: cleavage factor polyribonucleotide kinase subunit 1
Exons: 6
Coding region: 226-1551 (441 amino acids)
Biological process (GO): tRNA splicing, via endonucleolytic cleavage and ligation
Cellular component (GO): mRNA cleavage factor complex; nucleus
Molecular function (GO): polynucleotide 5'-hydroxyl-kinase activity
Source: RefSeq, a predicted model, not a curated record